This is a messenger RNA of Microplitis demolitor, 9666 nucleotides long. RefSeq lists its product as uncharacterized. Lineage: Eukaryota; Metazoa; Arthropoda; Insecta; Hymenoptera; Braconidae. Gene Ontology annotation, cellular component: terminal bouton; presynaptic active zone cytoplasmic component; neuromuscular junction. The record is from RefSeq and is a predicted model, not a curated record. Gene Ontology annotation, molecular function: calcium ion binding; phospholipid binding; syntaxin-1 binding. The transcript has 21 exons. Gene Ontology annotation, biological process: neuromuscular junction development; synaptic vesicle maturation; synaptic vesicle priming. The coding region runs from base 1 to 9369 and encodes 3122 amino acids.
AUGCCGAGUUACACGGGACUAACUGGUGACGGUAAUGUCGACUACAUUAUCAGUGAUUAUAUGGAACGUUUGGGUGAGCGUUUAAACAUUCUUGAAACGGAGCUAAAGUAUGCGUGGCGUGCAUUGGAUUUAUUGAGUCAAGAGUAUAUUAAAAUGUGGGAAAGGUUGGAGAAGUUGGAGGGGUUGCUUUAUGAGCAGCAGACUGUGAUUAGUCAAUUAAUUGAAUUCUAUGCAAGUGGAAGUCAGCAGGGUGGCGGAAAUGGCGGGGGAAGUGCUUCGGUAAAUGCUAUUGAGGAGGCUCCUGGUCAGAGAGGAUCUGUUGGUGAAUUGGAUGCCAUUGCCAAGAGUCUGGGGCCGUCAAUGGGGAUUGAAGAUACUAGUGUACUGAGAGAGAAAUUGGCACAGCAGGAACUAGCACGUAUGCAUGGUAUUACUUCCCAUGAGAGUGGUCCCGUUGCUGCGAUAACAGACAUGCAUCGGAGUGUUAGAAACUUGGAGACGCUAGAGACUCUUGAGGAGGAAGUUGCUAUGCCUGAUGAAGCAUUCUAUCGUAGUUUGAAUAAUGCUUAUCGGGAGGAUUUGAUUUGUGGUGAAACUUCACGGCCUGCUUCCCAGCUAGGAAUGAUUUGGGAAGAGGCUGAAGAUGUUGACGAUUCGAAUGGAAAGAAGGAAGAAACAUUUUCGGGGGAUAAAGUGGCUAAAGAUAAAGAAGACAAAGACAAGAGUAAAGAUAAGGAUAAAGAUAAAAAUAAAAGUAAAGAAGAAGUUGUAGUUGAGAAAUCGGAUAACAAAGAGCAAGAUACUGAUGCGGAUGAAGGUGAAAUAUUUAGUGCUGCUGAUUACAAAAGUUAUCGGGGAAACACACCUUGUGUCAGUGAACAGGAUUUAGCGGAAUUGUCGAAAUUAAGUUCACUGGACCAAGUUGCGCUGGAAAAACUUCAUGAGCUUGAUAAAUUGACUAGUAAAUUACAAAAAGACUCACAGGAUUUAAUUGAACUUAACACUCGACUAAUGGAGUCGCCUAAACGCCACCAGUAUAAUUCUGAGACAGAAGCUAAAUUGGCUGAGGAAGCCAGUAGUAUAGAUGAACAAUUACGUAAAAUAUAUGCUGAGACUGAUGUUGACAAUUGGACGUAUUCCAAGAGUCCAGGAUCCACGGGCCGAUCCAUAUCUCGUGUUAGUACAGACUCGGGACUAGCAACAGACGGUGAUUUUACCGCAAGGUCCAUAUCUCCAAGACUGAGUAAUACACCAAAGAGUCAUUUAGACUCAUCAUCUAUUCACAGUACAUCGACUUAUACACCCCCGCGUUUAGGUUACACUACAUCACUUUUGGAAAAAAGUCCUGAACCUGUAAUGCCUUUGCCUAUUGAUCCGGGUAAUUUUGCCAAAGGCUACGCGGAAAAUAAAGAGCUUACGGAUUUAAUGGCCGAGAGUUUCGUUGCAGUAACCUGCGCAUCAUCCACUAUUGGCUAUAGCACUACUACUGAUAAAAUUCCGUCGCCAACACUGUCAGCAGGCAGUCAGCACAGCGUCCAUAGUAUCCACAGUAUUCAUAGUGUACAAAGUCUACGUACACGUCACGAUGGUUAUUUCGGCAGCGCAGCAAGACUUAACUUUGAAUUCCCCGAGAGUAGAACCCCACCGAGCCCGUCGCCUAGUUCGCCACCUCCGCCGGCUCCCCGUGAUUCUAGUGACAAUUUUAUUAUGCCCAGUGACCCAGCGGAUCAGCGUGAAAACGAACUUAAGCGAGUCCAAAGUCCCAGUAGUAACUUUUUAAGAAGUACUGAAAAAUUAACUGAAGAUAGACUCUCGUCUCAUCCACUGUCACCAAAAUCACCUCGUGCAUCACCUAAACACGUUAAUAAACCUUCAAAUAUAAUGGCCACCAUUUCUGAUUCUGGGCUGUCCUCAAUAAGCAACUGGAGUGGCAUGGAUAAGUCUCCUUGCUCGCCAAAGACUUCGAUCUCCAAGAUGUUGACUUCCUACUCGCUGGAUCACACCAGGUCAAUUAUUACUGCUAAUCAAGCUUUAAGAACUGUCAGCCCUAUUCCUCCGCUUCCAGCGUCAACUACCAGCACUAUUUCGACAGCAGCAAUUCAAGAACCACUUUACGAUACACCUGAAGGCCGUGAUGUUUUUGGUAAUGUCAGUGCGGCCAUCACGAGUCACAACUUGCUAGCAAAUCACGUUCCAUACUCAACCGCUAAAUCUCCAGCUUCCAAAGAAGAUUACGCUUUUGGAUCAAUUCCUGCAGGGGGAGUUAAUUCCAGUCCGAAGAAACGUGGACGUGCUCAAACACUUCAGCACCAACAUACUUACGAUACUGUAACACCGGCAGGUUCAAUGGACAUGAUUUACCGUCCAGAACAACCAGCAAUUUAUUCGGUUGCAGGUAAUCGUCAACACUUCAUUACCGGUGUCUACACAAGCAGCCCAAGUAGUUCUAGUCGCUCUUUAGUACCACGUACUACAAGUGCUGAUCAGUUUUACCAUCGAAAUGCUAACGGCGGUGAAAACUUUGCUAAUUAUCAAGAGGCCUACAGCGCAAUGCAGUACGCAGAGGCUGCGCUUUCUGGUUAUCCCCAUCACCGGAAACCUACAAGAGUUAUGUCUUACGGUGAUAGAAUGGCUUACAAAAAUGCUAUGUACAGAACAAAUAUGUUUCCAACAGAUAAUAUUACUGAUGCAUUAUCUUAUUAUCCGACUUCCACAAAUCUUCCACAAACAGAAGCCACGGACAGUAUUAAUAACUCUUGGCUUCGUGAGUCACAGAUACCUCAUGACUCAACUUCUUCCAGUAUACGAUCAAUGACUUCGGACGGUAGCUAUGCUCAGAGUUCUUACAAUGAUCGUAGAUACCCCCAGCCACCUAGUUAUCAGAGCCAUCAGCAGUACUAUGCAGCUCAGAAUUAUCACCAACAGCAGCAGCAGCAGCAGCAGAAAACAGCGCAACAGAGUUAUCAGCAACAAUAUCAGCAAGCUUAUGCACAGCGUUUAACGAGUUCAGAGAGCAGUGCAUCAGAAAGUUUCCAGCAACAUCGACAACGACCUAGAGGUAGUGAACAUCCGACUCAAUAUAUGGUUGUUGAUAAAGACAGACAAGUUAUUGCCCAAACUCAGGGCCAACAGGGUUAUUAUGAUCCUUCAAAUGUUAUCGUAUCUCAAUCAGGUUAUAUCAGUAUUAGCGCAGACAUUAAAGACCGCGAGGAAGUAAAAGUACCAAAAAAAGUACGCCGUGGCUCGUCUCUUAAAAACGCAAUGAGUUCAAUGAGCCACUGGUUGCCAGAUCUUCAUCUCAAGCGCCAUAGAAGUCAAUCAUUGCCAGGUGGCGUUCGUCGGGAAGAUCUCGAUGUUUCAGAUUCUGGAAGCCAACAAGAGCCCGCGCCGGUUGAAGUUAAAACAUCCCGUGGCAGAUCGCACGCGGCGCGAAAAAAGAAAAAGCAUAAUUUGGUUUCAACUGUUUCAGGAAUUUUACAAAAAGCUAAAAGACGAAGUCAUCACUCCCAGUCACUCUCUGAUCCCGAGCAAUCUGAAACUGAGUGGAGUAGCGGCCGACAAAGUGGCCUGUCCGAAGACGAGGACAGCGUAAUGUCGGAUAUUAAUCAAGAUCCUCCUUUCUUUGCCAAAGUACGUGCGAGCCAAAAACGAAAAACUCCUCCCACUCUUGCACAGCAGCAACAAAUGCAACAGCAGAUGCAACAACAGCAACAGCAACAGAAUCCAACGCUUCCGUCUCCACAGCAGCAACAUCUGGACUAUCUUCAGCAGCAACAGGCUGCUCUACAGCAACAGAUUCAACAACAUCAAGAGCAAUUACAACUACAAGCUGCUCAAGAUCGUAUGAAGGAACGAGAUUUGCGCAGCAAGCAUGAAAAUAGUGAGCAUGAGCUUUCAGAUAAUUUAACAAACGCAGAAGACGGUCAUGAUGGCUCAGGAAAAAGUACAGGAUCUGGUUCCGGUGGCUCUACGAACAUGUUCCCCACAGUUGGAGACAUAAAACGCUCGACAGGAAGCUCCGACGAGGCUCCAAAUGAAAAAGCACCUAAAUUACCAGUUGCGAUGAUGGGAGGUGCCAGCAUGGAGUUUGCAGUAUCAAGAGCAUUAGGUAAAUACCGACAACGUCAGUCUUCCACAGUCUCAGACGAUCAACCAACGUCUGAAGAUGCCUUUGACAAAAAAUCUGAUGAUGGACAGCUGCAGGAAACAAUUGGUUCUAAAGAAGAGCAGCAGCAGCAAGAUCGUGUGAAUGAAAAAAACGAAAAAACACCGAGUGCAAAGCCUCCAGAGCUGGUUACAAGUCUGUCCGAGGAAGCACCAGCCUCAGAGGGAAGUCCAUCGGCUUCCAGCACUCGGGGCUUUGGCUAUGUGACUAACAGAUUUUUGCCUAGACACCAGCAGUCUUUAGAAAUACCUUGGGCGGGUUCUCGCAGUGGUGAAGGAGACGAGGAUAACAGAAGUACACAUUCAUAUCGCAGCACAUCUCGCGUGUCUUCCAGAAGACAGAGCACCGAGGAUUCAAUAGACUCCGAAGAUGAAUGGUAUUGUUAUGAGUUGAGAAAACUAGAGGAACUCGAACGACAGUCACAAAUGGAUAUGGAAAUGGCUCAAGUUUUAGUUGAAGAACCAAAUGAAGAACAAGCUCCUUAUUGCCCUGAUGAGGAUGUUAAACAGCGUAUGUCAUUCGUACUUAAGGAGUUAAAACUUAAGACCAUUCCGAAGGAAGAUAGUAAUAAACUCAUUGAAGAGAAUAAUGACUAUAACAUUAAAAAAGAUAAUAAUCUUAUUAAUAGUUUGCGCGGCACUAAAAUAAAUGGGGCGAUUCCGCUGCAUCGACAGAGACCUUACGAAGACGACGGAAAACCCAUUCCUAAGAAAAAAACUGCUGAAAGUGUUGAAACCGUUUUUGCAAGGGUCACUGAUUAUCACACUUGGGCUCACGAAGAGGAAGCACGUCGCGAUGAACGAACGGCUCUGCUACCAAUGGACGAGGGUUCUUCUGGGGAAACUUCUGGACCUGACAGUCCCGUUCACUCGAUGGACGAAUUAGACGAAGAGCUAGAUCUUCGCAAAGACUUAGAAGAACAAUCUAGACGGAGUUCCAGUGGAUCAACAAUGCGACGAGAAAGCGAAAAGCAGCUUCUCCAUCAAGGAUCAGAUUCACUAUCUCGUGAGGGAAGUGUCAGUGUUCCUCCUAGCGAAGUGUCCGUCAGCAUUCCCGGUGGUUGGGACUCUGAGAGCACCGUCCUCGAAGGGGAACGCGAUGGAGCUGAAAGUGCAGAAACCGCAACUCUAAGUUUACCUAAAAUUAAAAUAGACUCAUCGUCCUGCGGUAGUUCAGACACAACUCUGAAAGAGGGACAAGUAAGUCCCGGACCUCCUGGUUCCAAGUGGAAGCUCAUUAAAGCUUUGAAAGAACGCAAAGCUGAAGAUAAGCUCAAAGAAGAAGAAGACGCCACUGCCAAGGAAAGCGUUGUUCCUCCUCCUCCUCCCGCAAAUGGCAGUGGCGCUGGAGGUGAAUCUGGUGGUCGAGCUAAUGGACAUCCAGGAGAUAAUCCCUUCUAUAGCAACAUUGACAGCAUGCCGGACAUUCGACCACGCCGGAAAUCGAUACCAUUGGUCUCGGAAUUGGUCUUGAAGACAAUGGCAGCGAAGAGGAGCGCAGCUGGAUUAACUUCUGCAGUUCCAAGAGCGACGUUAAAUGACGAGGAAUUGAAGAUGCACGUAUACAAGAAAACGCUUCAAGCGAUGAUCUACCCAAUAUCUUCAACGACGCCUCACAACUUUGUAACCUGGACCGCAACAUCUCCGACAUACUGUUACGAAUGCGAGGGAUUACUUUGGGGUAUUGCACGUCAGGGCGUACGUUGCAUGGAAUGCGGCGUCAAGUGUCACGAAAAAUGUAAAGAUCUGCUCAAUGCUGACUGCCUGCAGAGGGCCGCGGAGAAAAGUUCAAAGCAUGGAGCCGAAGACAAAGCUAACAGCAUCAUAACAGCUAUGAAGGAAAGAAUGAAGCAACGGGAGCUCGAGAAACCGGAAAUAUUCGAGCUUAUUCGCACGACCUUUUCAGUCGACCCGGAUACACACAUUGACAGCCUAGAGCAGGCGGAGAUGAUCGUCCUCGAGGGUACCAGCAAGUGGUCGUGCAAGAUCGCCAUCACAGUUAUCUGCGCGCAAGGACUUAUUGCCAAAGACAAAAGCGGUACUUCAGAUCCCUACGUAACAGUUCAAGUAGGCAAAGUUAAGAAACGUACAAGAACAAUAACUCAAGAAUUAAAUCCCGUUUGGCAUGAAAAGUUUUACUUCGAGUGCCAUAACUCGUCAGAUCGCAUAAAAGUCAGAGUGUGGGAUGAAGACAAUGAUUUAAAAUCAAAAUUACGUCAAAAACUUACACGCGAGAGUGAUGACUUUCUUGGGCAGACAAUUAUCGAAGUACGAACACUCAGUGGUGAGAUGGAUGUGUGGUAUAACUUAGAAAAACGUACCGACAAAAGUGCCGUUUCCGGUGCAAUAAGACUGCACAUAAGUGUUGAAAUAAAAGGAGAAGAAAAAGUUGCGCCAUAUCAUGUUCAAUACACUUGUCUUCAUGAAAAUUUAUUCCACAGUUUGUGCGAAGAAAAUGCCGGUAUGGUUAAAUUGCCUCAAGCUAGAGGUGAUGACGCAUGGAAAGUAUACUUUGACCCUCCCGGUGAAGAAUUAGUCGACGAAUUUGCGAUGCGUUACGGAAUUGAAAGCAUUUAUCAAGCUAUGACGCAUUUUCACUGUUUGUCAACAAAGUACCUGUGUCCAGGAGUGCCGGCAGUAAUGUCAACACUUUUGGCAAAUAUAAAUGCUUACUAUGCACAUACAACUGCGUCGUCUGCUGUUUCAGCUAGUGAUAGAUUUGCUGCUAGUAAUUUUGGUAAAGAAAAGUUCGUAAAACUUCUAGACCAGUUACACAAUUCACUGCGUAUCGAUUUAUCGAUGUACCGAAACAACUUCCCGGCAUCUAGUCAAGAGAAGUUGAUGGAUUUGAAGAGCACUGUGGACCUUUUGACGAGCAUAACUUUCUUCCGAAUGAAAGUCCAGGAGUUAUCGAGCCCGCCGCGCGCGAGUACAGUAGUAAAGGACUGUGUCAAAGCGUGUCUGCGUUCAACUUAUCAGUUUCUCUUUGAAAACUGCUACGAGCUGUACAACCGGGAGUUUCAAGUCGACCCGAACGAAGCUAAACGUGACCCUGACGACCACGGACCGCGUCUAGACUCACUGGACUUUUGGCACAAACUUAUAGCAUUAAUUGUUUCGGUAAUUGAGGAGGAUAGAAAUAGUUACGCGCCGGUGUUAAAUCAAUUUCCACAAGAGCUCAACAUCGGUCAACUGUCUGCUGCGACGAUGUGGGGGUUAUUUGCAGUAGACAUGAAGUACGCACUCGAGGAACAUGAACAGCAUCGUCUCUGCAAGUCUUCGGCCUACAUGAAUCUACACUUCAGGGUUAAAUGGCUCCACGCCAACUACGUUAAGGACGUACCGCCGUACAAGGGUGCAGUCCCUGAAUAUCCAGCCUGGUUCGAGCCUUUCGUAAUGCAGUGGCUCAACGAGAAUGAUGACGUUUCACUCGAAUAUCUCCACGGUGCCUUCAAUAGAGAUCAAAAGGACGGGUUCCAAAAGAGCAGCGAGCACGCCCUUUUCAGUGUAUCAGUAGUCGACGUAUUUACACAAUUGACCCAAUGCUUCGACGUCGUAUCAAAACUUGAGUGUCCUGAUCCUGAAAUAUGGAAGAGAUAUAUGAAGAGAUUUGCUAAGACUAUUGUUAAAGUACUAAUGUCAUAUUCGGAUAUUGUCAAGAGAGAAUUCCCAGGUCAUCUUAAGGACGAAAGAAUUGCCUGUAUAUUAAUGAACAACAUUCAACAAUUGCGAGUACAACUAGAGAAAAUGUUUGAAUCAAUGGGCGGUGACAAGUUAGAAAAUGAUGCGGCAAAUAUUCUUAAUGAGUUACAGCAACAAUUAAAUGGUGCUCUUGAUGAGCUCGCGAUGUUAUUCGCCAAGAGUUUAGAACCGAGAAUAACUGUUUCCGUCCGAGAACUCGGGGAUCUUCUGUUGGCGAUAAAAGGAGGCGGGCAAGUUAAUUUGACGCAGCCGGCACAGCGCAAUGCGGUUGCUGUCGAGGCUGAUGAUGUUCUAACACCGCUAAUGGAUCUACUGGACGGUAGUCUAACACUUUACGCUCAAUCUUGUGAAAAAACUGUACUCAAGCGAUUACUUAAAGAAUUGUGGAAAAUUGUUAUGAGGAUUCUUGAAAAAACUGUUGUCUUGCCACCUAUGACUGACAAAAGUAUGAUGUUCAAGAAUUUGACCGACAAUGCGAAGAAUCUUGCGGCAAAUGCCAAGAUCGAAGAUAUGUCUCGAAUAUUCAAAAAUCACAUGGCUGGAAAACCAGACGUCAAGAAUGCUUUGAGUGGAGUAAUGGACAUAUCAAAAGAAGUAGAAAAGAACUUGUCGCCGAAGCAAUGCGCCGUUUUGGACGUCGCACUGGACACAAUAAAGCAGUACUUCCAUGCGGGAGGUAACGGCCUGAAGAAAAACUUUUUGGAAAAAUCGGCUGAGCUACAGAGCCUCAGAUACGCUCUCAGUUUAUACACGCAGACAACGGACACACUUAUCAAAACAUUCGUCACAACUCAACAAAACCAGAUGCCUCUGAAUGAUGCAACAGCCCUACGUCAACGUCAACGUUCCAUGAGCAGUGAUAGGGGUGAUGAUGGUGAUGAUGAAGGAAUGGAAGGCUUAGAAGAGCCCCUUCGUCAAAGUAAACCGCCGUCUCUUAGACAUGAAACUCGACAAGACACACUAGACGGUGGAUCGGUGGGUGUAUUAAGUCUCCAGGUGGAUCUAUUUACUCAUCCUGGUACUGGAGAACAGAAAAUCACCGUCAAAGUAAUCGACGCAAGCGAUUUGAAGUGGACUGAAGCGUCAUUCAAACCAUUCGUUGAAGUUAAUUUAAUAGGACCUAAUUUAGCCGAAAAGAAGCGAAAACACGCUACUAAAUCAAAGAGUGGUCUGUCACCAAAAUUCCAGGAGACUUUCGACUUUAUGAUUGGAAACGAUCAGCAGCUGCUUGAUUACCUAGAGCUCCAUGUCUGCGUAAAAGACUACUGCUUUUUCGCCCGCGACAAUCGUCUAGUCGGUGUGGCCAUAAUCCAAUUAAAGGACAUCGCUGAAGAAGCUUCACGUCCUUACAAACUAUCACUAGGUAAAAGAAUACAAAUGGACGAAACCGGUUGGACGAUACUCCGAAUUCUGUCGCAGCGAAACAAUGACGAGGUUGCCAAGGAAUUUGUUAAACUGAAAAGCGACAUCCGGCAGGAAAACCCACUACCCAAUCCCACUUGAAUAAAUAUUAAUAAAUAGAAUUAACUAAAUACCAAGUUCUUGAGCUUUGAAAGAGCUCCAGAUCCAUAACCUGCAACCCAGAUAAGGUUAUAAAGCUUCGAGCUACAAAAAUAACAACAACAAUAAUAAUAAUAUUAAUAAUCAUAACAACAGAAAGAUUAUUUAGACUUGAAGACAUAUAAAGUCUUUGCAGAACUGAAUAAAUUUCGAUCGCACAAUCAUAAAAUCAAUAAAAUGGCGUCGUUUGGAUUUAUUAAGAUGGCGAUCACAUCGAUUAAUUAUUUAAAAAAAAAAACC